CAGAUCUCCUUCACCGCCACCGGCCACGUCCAAGCCGUCUUCUUCCGCUCUUUCACGCGGGAAAAAGCGCAAAAUUUGUUUCUCACGGGUUUCGUGAAAAAUCUCCCCGAUGGACGAACGGUGGUAGGGGAAGCGCAAGGGAGUCCAGAGAAUUUGGACAAGUUGGUGCAGCACCUACGACUAGGGCCGAGGGGGGCGAGGGUUGAUGAACUAAAAUAUGAGGAGGUUGUGGCGAAGGAUGGGGAGGAGGGGGGGUUUGAGGUGUGA
Messenger RNA from Pseudocercospora fijiensis CIRAD86, 267 nucleotides. RefSeq lists its product as uncharacterized. The record is from RefSeq and is a predicted model, not a curated record. The transcript has a single exon. NCBI's taxonomy places the organism in Eukaryota, Fungi, Ascomycota, Dothideomycetes, Mycosphaerellales, Mycosphaerellaceae. Gene Ontology annotation, molecular function: acylphosphatase activity. The annotation marks the transcript as partial.